This is a messenger RNA of Salmo salar (Atlantic salmon), 2539 nucleotides long. Its product is annotated as diacylglycerol kinase epsilon. Gene Ontology annotation, biological process: phospholipase C-activating G protein-coupled receptor signaling pathway. The record is from RefSeq and is a predicted model, not a curated record. Gene Ontology annotation, cellular component: membrane. Gene Ontology annotation, molecular function: ATP-dependent diacylglycerol kinase activity. Lineage: Eukaryota; Metazoa; Chordata; Actinopteri; Salmoniformes; Salmonidae.
CAGACUCUACAAUGGCACAGAUACAAAGAAGAGUCCUAUAUCUAUCUCUAUGUAAAUAACUGCUCAAUAUUAUUUGCAGAUCAGUCAGUCAAAAUGUACCCAUGAUACAACACGGUUUUGACGCGCUUGAACACUGCCAUUAGGUGGGAAGGCCACUGUUUGCAAUGGGACAUAUGUUUAAUCGAUGAAUCUAUUGUUUAGUCGUGUUAUUGAUAUAGUAAUAAAGCUGUCACGUCAAUGCAACCUUUAAUAUUAUAAAUGCCUGUGCAUGCGUUUCGGAUGUUUAUUUUAUUUUUUACAGACGAUGGAUUAUCAGCUUCUAAUGUAGUCAUUGCUGGAGAGGUGAGGAGCACAUCAGGUGCCCAGUAACUAUAUCUAGCAUAGCCUCUGAUAACAACAACACUAAGCUAAUAUUUAACAUUUUGGUGGUCGUCGUCUAGCAACGUCUUUUGCAACAACAACAAAAAUCACGGCAGUCAUUGUUUACAAUCUCGCUCGAGCCUUGAUUUGUGCUUUAUUUCGCAACACGAGAAGGUUGUCAUUUUCUCGUAGCUAUUGCAUGGACAUCGUGAUGCGCGCGCCUUGCGCACAAUGUUUAUAUUGGUGAAUUCUCGUGAUAGUCUAUGAUUUGAUUAGUUUAUUUGCGUUAAUACCAACCACUCUUCCUCGAAUGUCUAUGGAGGGGGACGAGGGAAACCGUGACCAAUCGUCACGAGAAGAGUGGACACUCCUGUUUUGGACCUCUCUCGCUGUCGUAGUGCCCGUGAUCAUUACAUUGUGGUGCAGUGUCCAACGCUCCAAACGGAAAAUACACAUGAAAGACUUCUUCCGCAAGAGCAAGCACGGUUGGCACUGUACCGACCUGUUCAACAAGCCCACCUACUGCUGUGUAUGCCAACAACACAUUCUACAAGGGGCGUUCUGCGACUGCUGUGGAGUGUGCGCCGACGAGACAUGCCUGCGUCUGGCCGACCGGAGCCUUGUGUGCAAAGAGAUUAUGGCUCCGUCCCAAACGGAUGGGACACUAGAGCACCGCUGGGUCCGAGGAAACGUCCCUCUCUGCAGUGUCUGUGCGGUCUGCAAGGAGCAAUGUGGGAACCAACCGAAGCUGUGUGACUUUAGGUGUGUGUGGUGUCAGACCAUGGUGCACGACGAUUGCAAGGCCAGCCUGUCGGACGGGAAGCGCUGUGAGCUGGGCGAGUUCCGCAGCCUCAUCAUCCCCCCUCACUACCUUCACCAUGUCAACAAGCUCCGCCGCAGGCAUCCUGAUGAGUACAGCAAGCUGGCGUCUGCCUGCGGGAGCAGCUGGACUCCAGUGCUGGUCCUGGCCAACACUCGCAGUGGGAACAACAUGGGGGAGGCUCUGCUUGGAGAGUUCCGCACCAUCCUCAACCCUGUCCAGGUGUUUGACCUGUCGGAGCUGCCUCCCUCCAAGGCCCUGCAGCUGUGCACCUUGCUGCCUCCAGGCAGUGUUAGGGUGCUGGUGUGUGGGGGGGACGGAACCGUGGGCUGGGUGCUGGAUGCCAUCGACACCAUGAAGCUCAAGGGCCAAGAUCAGUUCAUCCCCAGGGUGAUGAUCCUGCCCCUGGGUACGGGGAACGACCUGUCCAACUCCCUGGGCUGGGGGUCUGGCUACGCCGGGGAGAUCCCUGUGGAGCAGGUGCUCCGGAACAUCCUCGAAGCAGAGGUGGUCAAGAUGGACAGGUGGAAAGUUCAGGUAGCCUCAAAGGGGCUCUACUUUCGUAAGCCAAAGGUCCUGUCCAUGAAUAACUAUUUCUCAGUGGGCCCGGAUGCCCUGAUGGCUCUCAACUUCCACACCCACCGUGAGAAGACCCCCUCCUUCUUCUCCAGCCGCAUCAUCAACAAGGCUGUAUAUUUCAUGUAUGGCACCAAAGAUUGCUUAGUUCAAGAAUGCAAAGACCUGGAUAAGAGAAUUGAGUUGGAGUUGGAUGGAGAGAGAGUGGCCCUGCCCAGUCUGGAGGGCAUCAUUGUGUGUAACAUCGGAUACUGGGGCGGAGGCUGUCGUCUGUGGGAGGGCAUGGGAGACGAGCCCUACCCCCCUACGCGGCUGGAUGACGGGCUGCUGGAGGUGGUCGGUGUGUUUGGCUCCUUCCACUGUGCUCAGAUCCAAGUCAAGAUGGCCAACCCGGUGCGGCUGGGCCAGGCCCACACAGUCAGGCUGGUGCUGAAGACAUCCCGGAUGCCCAUGCAGGUGGACGGGGAGCCGUGGGCCCAGGGCCCGUGCACCAUCACCAUCACCCACAAGACCCAAGCCUUCAUGCUCUACCACAGCGCCGAGCAGACGGACGACGACGACGAAUCCAGCACCUCCGAGGCUGAGAGCUCUGCCCCCCAUGACUCUCCCAAGCCAGCAGGUCCCGCCUCUGCUCGUGCCUGAGCCCCCAAGUUCCACCACCCCAAUGUUUCGUCCAUCCCCCUCCUUUGUUCGUUGUAGUAAAUGCUGAUGACAUAAUGCCACGCUUGCACACUCCCCAGAUGAUGAUAUAAGCCAGAGCUCAGGCAUAUUCCCGCCUCAGGG